UUAGCUUGGCUUCAGCGAUCGCCAGAAUGGGCCAGUUCCAUGCGGUGCUUGGACUUUUCCUGGCUCUUAUUGAGGCCGUCGCAGAGCCAAAGAUCUCAGUAGUCACAGCGCUAUUGCCGCCCCGUGGCCCAGGCCGGGUGAACGACACCCUUGGGGCUGGUGCACGCUUGCGAGUUGAGGCUUCGGGAGGCUGCUUCAGAUGGGUCUCGCAAAGGCCUGACCUUGUGGUGGUCGAGGAGCCGCUCCAAGAGGAGCUUCCUCCACGACGUGCUGCGGAGAAGGCGGCGGAGGCAGCGUGCCAAGAGGCCUGCCUUCAUGCUGGCUGGCAGCAGCUGCCAGACGAAAGUCAGGCGGAUGAUGGCUGCCAGCCAGUGGCAAUCAUCCGUUCGCUCGCAGAGAGCGUGAGCGCUGUUGAGAAGGUCCUUGUUCUAGCACAGGACAUCACAUCACCUGGAGUUGAGCUUCGAUGUGAGGUCUACAUUGCCAAUAUAGAUCGAAUAGAGGUGGAGACAUCUGUCCGUCGAAUCAAUGUAGAUCAGGUUGAGACGCUGGGCAUCAAGGCCUACGACAAACAGGGCAACGUUUUCUCCUCCUUGGAGGGAUUGCAGUUUCGCUGGCGCUUGGGCGAUGCCUCCGUCCUCCGGAGUCCAAGACUUGUGGACUCUGCCUUUAAGCUGAGCCCGGUGCGGCGUGCGCUGGCAGAGGCUGGCGCGCAACCCGACACUGUGCUCUUGCAAGGAGUGGCAACUGGAAGGACUACGGUUGGGGCCAACCUUACCAUUGGCAAGAAGGUCAUUGCAUCUCCAGAGGUCCAUUUGACAGUCUUGGAGAACAUAGUGGUGCUCCCAUCGCUGAUCUACACCCCUCCUAUAGCUCAUCUUCAGCUGCACUUGAAAAUCCUGCGUGGCACGGGUGGACCAUUGGAGGACUUUCCUCCAGUUCAGCUGCCGGUGCCACAUUUCCGGUGGCAUGCUCAAGGAAUGAAAGGCAACGACACCGUGCUUUAUGUCCAGCCUGAGAUGGGUCGGGUGGUCACGCAGAAAUUGGGCACUUCGCGUGUGCUAGCAGUUGACUCAAGAAUUGAGAACAACACUGCGGCCUCCGUAAUUUAUGUGACGAAUCCUGUGACUCUUCGGUUUUGGACACGGCCUCUUUGGCGCGACCCUGGCAUCUCUAUCAUGAGACAGACUCCAGGCUGGAGAGGAAGCAUGGAGAGCGGCUGGGAGGACGAAGAGCUGCACUUGCUGCGCACUCCGACCAUCGGCACCUCUUCAGAUGAGCCCACACUUCAGCUUGUGCAGGGCAGGACCUAUGCUUUGAAGCUGGAACUACGGGAUAAAGAUUCAAAUCUUAUGCAGAUCCCUUUGAACCUGCGAGCUAGGGCACACUGUCAGGCGGCCAAUGCUUCGGAUGCUAACCUGCAGCUUCUUCACAAGGCAUCCAAUUCCGCCGUGGUGAUCUUCAGGGCUGUCGAGCUUGGGGAGGGACACAUCACCAUCGAGAACCUUACCCUUGAAGCAGACAAGGAUGAUCAGGACCGAGGUUUGAAAAGUACCUCCCUGAAGCUGCUGGCCAAGCAGGCCUUUCACGUGGCUCCGCAGCUGGAACCAAUGGUUGAUGUCUCCGGACCAAUGCUUUUGCCCAGGUGGCAUUCCUAUUUGCUUCCAGUCCGUGGAGGCAGUGGUCGACAGGUGUUUGCAGUCCACUCACAGCCAGAUGGUGCGAUCACAGUGACGCCAGAUGGCAGAGUACAGGCCUUUGGUCAGCUGUCCAGUGGCGAGCUGAGGGUGCAUGAUGUGAGGAACCCUCAGAACAACUUCACCUUGCGCGUUUUAGUGAGAAGAGCAGGGCGGUUGGUCCUGCAGCCUCGAUACUUGCAAAUACGGCUUCCCGAAAAGCCAACAGAGAAGGAUGAGGACAGGCCUGUGCUGGUGCGGGCGCGGCCAGAAGAUGGUACUGAUGAUGCAGCAGAAGUUUGUGAGGCCAUGUGCAGACUGCUCCGAAAUCUCACCUUCUGGAAUUGUACAAACCUUUUUGCUUCAGACCGCAUGGUGGCCGAAGUCUCGAAUGGAACAGUGGCGUCUGUGAGGACAGGGCCUUCCAGCGACUUUGCCACCUGCAACCUCAUUCGGGUGGGUGACCCGAUCCAGCACAUUCCAUGGGUACGCUUCGUCAAUGCUUCAGGGGCACGACAGGCCAUGGACGCCAUAGACAGGCAGGAGGUGCUUAUUGACGGUGUUGCCAUCAAGGCAAGGUGGAAGCCUCGUGGCAAGGACAAUUUGGCAGAUGAAAGGAAAGGCUACACAAGCCGGGACAUUUUCAUGGCCGAAAGGGACCGCAAAGGUGGUGGCGGAGGAGGUGGUAGCAGAGCACUGCUCAAUGAGAAGCGCCGCAGCCGCAGCCGCAGCCGCAGCAAUGGCAGGCGCAAUGCACGUGGCGGCGGCGGCGGUGGCGGUGGUGGUGGCAGCAGGUCUUUGAUGGAUGACAGGCCGCGUGACCGUGAUCGAGGUUACGAUGACAGACGCCGGGAUGAGCGAUAUGAUGACAGGCGUCGGGAUGACCGAUAUGAUGACAGGGGUCGUUAUGACGACAGGCGUUAUGAUGACAGAGGCCGCCAUGAUGACAGAGGGCGCUAUGAAGACAGGCGAGGUGAUGACAGGCGUGAUGACAAGUAUGAUGAUCGCCACGACGACAGGCGAAGGGCUGACAGCAGGGACGGAGGCUCCCGUCGAAGUGGCCGCUUGUGA
Durusdinium trenchii is the source of this 2747-nucleotide messenger RNA. Lineage: Eukaryota; Dinophyceae; Suessiales; Symbiodiniaceae. The record is from the annotation of a GenBank genome assembly.